Carcharodon carcharias (great white shark) is the source of this 2801-nucleotide messenger RNA. RefSeq names its product cdkn1a interacting zinc finger protein 1a (gene ciz1a). Gene Ontology annotation, molecular function: nucleic acid binding; zinc ion binding. NCBI's taxonomy places the organism in Eukaryota, Metazoa, Chordata, Chondrichthyes, Lamniformes, Lamnidae. The coding region runs from base 84 to 2801 and encodes 905 amino acids. Gene Ontology annotation, cellular component: nucleus. The transcript is spliced from 15 exons. The record is from RefSeq and is a predicted model, not a curated record.
ACGGUCGCAGGUCGGCGAGGCGCGAGCUUGUCCCUCCUCGACAACAAUAGAAAUUAUCAGUUUUUAAAUAAAACAAAGGCGAGAUGUUCCCUCAGCAACAACAACAGCAGCAUUUCCAGCAGCAGCUACUCCAACUGCAGCAACUCAUUCACCAGCAGCGGCAGCAGCAUCGCCACCCGCACCCACAACAGGCAGGCCCUGGCCGGGCUGUGCAGCAACAUCAGCAGCAACACCCUCAUCAUCACCACCACCCUCAACAACAGCAGCAACGUCAGCCGCCACAGCCACAGCCACAGCAACAGCAGCAGCAGCAGCAACAACAACAGCAGCAGCUAAACCUACGCCCAACGAGUCAGCCUUCACUCCUUAAUCCGAAUCCUAUGCUGCAUCGUGCUUUGAUAAUGCAGCAGAUGCAAGGUGGCCUUCAUGGAUACAGCAUGACUACACCAGGCCUUCAGCCUUUCUUCCCACCAGGAUCCAGAGCAUCAAUUCUGGGCACCCCUCCACUUGGCAUCCAGCUGCAGACACCCCGCAUCAGAUUUGGGAACCAACUCUUCCAGCAGCAUAACCGGAGAUUUAACAAAGAUUUCAAAAGAAUGCAGGAUAUGAGAAGGGACCGCUAUCCUCCGCGGGAGCCAUUCCGGCCAAAAAUGGAUGAUAAACGUGAUGCUAAUAAAACUAACGCAGAGUCUGUAGCAAAGGAAUCAACAGAUAACAAGCUUGCCGACACUCAAAAAGCAGCUGAUUAUAUAUCUCUGAAAACUGAAGACUCUUCACAAACUGACGAACCAGAAGUAAAAAGGAGAAGACUUGGGAGUGAAAAUGAUGAUCCCGUGAUACAGUCUGGUGCUGGGGACCCGACUGCACCCAAGAGCCAACUGAGAGGAGAAGACGUGGGAAAAGAAACCAGCGAAUGUGAAGAGAGUGGAGAUCAGAAUUUGGAGCACAUUGCAGCUAACACAGAGAUGCUGAGCACCGUGAGUACACUGAAAGUGACAAUCCAACAGAGCAAUGAGAGUCGGGCAAUCAGUACGUCGGCACCAGACUCUGGGGCCAAGGGCAGUGAGGAUUCUACUGAGGAGAUGGAUUCUAUGCCUACCAAGUUCAUCUGUUACAUCUGCAAUGCUAAUUGCUGCAAUCAAAAGAACUUUCAAAAACAUAUGAAUGGGACUCGUCAUCACCAGCGACUUCUGGAGAUUCAACAAAUGAGUAAUGCUUGUCUGGCCACAAUGAUUCCUAAAUCAGAUGCAAUGGGAAGAGGCAGGGAGAGUGACAAGAAACGGCCCAGAUGGUGCAGCACCUGUCAGGCCCACUUCAGAGGAAAUAUCAUUGAGCAUCGCAGGACACAGAGACACAAGCUUGCUAAGUACUCGCUGCGGCCUUUCUGCACUGUCUGCAGCCGACACUUCAAAACCCCCCGCAAGUUUGUGGAGCACAUGAAGUCGCCAGAGCACAAGCAGAAAGUGGAAGAGGUUAAGCUGCAGCGUAGCUCCCAGGACAAAGACCAGGCUGGACAAGAUGAUCCAGAGGAUCUGAUCACUGUUGAUGCAGUUGGUUGCUUUGAUGAAGAUGAUGAAGAAGGGAUGACUGAGGAGGAUGAUGACAGCGUUUCUGAUUGUUUAAGUGAUAGGGAUUCUCAGCAGGCUUUGCUGUCAGAGUUUGAGAAGGAGCCAUAUGAUGCAGAAGCUGUGUAUGGCCAGGAAUUUGUGGUUCCUGUGACCGGUUUCCUCUGCAAGCUGUGUCACAAAUUCUACCAUUCUGAGUCCACUGCCAGAUUUACCCACUGCAAGUCACUGAUGCAUUUUCAGAACCUUCAGCGUUACAAAGCACAGAGAGCCCAAGAUUAUUUAUCUGCCUCUGCUCAGGAACCAGCUGCUUCCGCAGGGAGCAGCCUUGGUUCAACAGAUGAUCAGAAGCAGGUGGAAACUGAUGAAAAAUCUACUGAAGCCACUGCUAGCAAGCCCAAAAUGGAGGAGGAGAAUUCCAUAUCUGAGGCCCAGGCUCCUGCACUGUUGGGUGAUGGUACCGUUCCCCAUGUGGACGAAGAUGGUGCUUCCCAUUCGCAAAGUGUUCAGCUCGAGAACCCAAGUGGUGGAACUGGAGUGAUCUCUGGCAGUGCACCCACCACGGAAUUUGAUUGCAAACUAAUUGUCAUCCCUCUCUCAAAUGAUGAGGCACCGAGCAGCCUCAAGGAAGCGGCGGAGCAGACGGCCGGUCCUGAUAAGUGUGAGGCGAGUUCUAUUGCUGGCAGUGAGGUAGUAGAUGACCAAGAUGGGAAUGAAGAGUGCGACCUGAGCUUGACCAAGGCUGAGGAGCCCAGUGAAGCAGAGGAUGGUGAGGAGGAGCCUCUGGCUGAUGGCUGCCUGGCAGAGAAGGAAUGCGAGGAGGUGAAUGUCAAAGGGGAAGAUAACGAGGCUGAGGCGGAGGCUGAGGCUGAGGCGGAGGCUGAGGCUGAGGCGGAGGCUGAGGCUGAGGCGGAGGCUGAGGCUGAGGCUGAGGCGGAGGCGGAGGCUGAGGCGGAGGCGGAGGCGGAGGCGGAGGCUGAGGUGGAGGCUGAGGCUGAGGCGGAGGCGGAGGCAGAGGCAGAGGCGGAGGCAGAGGCGGAGGCGGAGGCAGAGGCAGAGGCUGAGGCGGAGGCAGAGGCUGAGGCGGAGGCAGAGGCAGAGGCAGAGGCGGAAGCUGAGGCGGAAGCGGAGGCUGAGCUUGAGGAUGAUUAUAGCCACCUGGAACGCAACACCCCAAAAACAAGAUCCGGGAGGGCAGCCAGAGGCCGUCGUUUCUCCUCAAGACGGAAGAAGUAA